Molecule: messenger RNA, 1230 nt
Organism: Entamoeba invadens IP1
Lineage: Eukaryota; Evosea; Mastigamoebida; Endamoebidae
Exons: 2
Coding region: 1-1230 (409 amino acids)
Biological process (GO): vesicle-mediated transport
Source: RefSeq, a predicted model, not a curated record
AUGCAAAACACAAAAACGGGGGAUUUGAUAUUUUUCGCAAUUGUCGACGACCGUCUUGGCCUCAAAGAGGGCACACAAGACCAAAAAAUCCUAUACUAUAACUCAAUCCUCCCUUUUGACACGUUGGUCGUCAACGUCGGUCAUAUGCAAACCGUGAUGGGUAUCUGUAAGCAAUUUAAGGGGAAGACCAAAUAUUUCAAGACAAAGCUUACAAUCACCUUCUUCGUGUCGCCGAAAGACCAUAUCUAUUUCAUGUUGCGCGUCGGAAGGACGAACUCGACCGAUGUUUUCUUCCCAUUUUUGUCCCACUUAUCAUCCCUCUAUUCCAUGUUGCAAAACGACGAGUAUGUGGCUUCGAAGAAAAAGACGAUGUUUGACAUUUUCGACCCGAUUUUUGAGAACUACUCCUUUUCCGAGAUCUUGACUUUUGACUUUAAUUUUUUCAAGAUGGCGACACUGACGUAUAAAUCAUAUUUAUAUUUGUCCACAAUAGUAGAGCGAACGAAGCAAAAAUAUCAAUAUAUAACCAACUUUUUCAUCAUAUAUGGACGAACUAUAUUAUAUUCAGAUUUGUCUCGGAACGAUACAUUAACGCUUUACUUGUUACUCUCACGAAUGAUUCAGCCGGAACAAAAGAUGGUGGGUUCCGAGUUAAGUAGUUUGAUAGUGAACCCAGACCAAGCUGGGUGGAUCUUAGAUGACUCUUCAUUAAUCCCGUUUUUCUUAGAACAUGGCAACGAGCGAAGAAAAGUGUAUUUGGGGAUGUAUAACUUAAUUAAAGAAGACCAAAAAAUGUUAUUUAUCCCAAUUUUUUCGCAAUCAGUCAGGGAAUUUUUUACUGAAUUUGAUUGUGAAGUUUUGUAUGAAAGAGCUUUAAAGGAAAUGAUAGAUUUUAUGGGCGACGCAAAUAUCUUGUUUGAAAAGACCGAAAUGCCACUGCAUCUGCUACUUUCGUUUUCGACGAAUUGCCUGAAAACGAAUCUGACAAUCAAAACGAAAAGUAAAGACGAAUUUGAAUUUGUGUUGUUCAUCAGAGAAAUGGCGGAAAGGAUUUCGUUUUGUGGAGGAAAGAUGGGAGAGGUUUGGAUUAAUUCUUCGAAAUUUCAAUGGGUCGCCGCACGUUUUGCUUUGGCAAGAGAACUUUUUGUAUUUUCAAAAGGAAGAACUGAAUUGAAUUGUUUGAAAACGCUGACCGAACAAACCGGGUUUUUAUCAUCAAGUUUCUAUUGA